AUGUCCACCAACCGGCCAUUCCUGGCCAACUUCCUGGCCGCCUUUCGCGCCCCGGCCUACAAGGCCUCGUCGCAGACGUCGUCUUCGCUCGGAUCGGCGCAGAUCGCGCAGAGCGCCCGUGCGAUAGCCACCAAGGCGGGCUCGUCGUCUUCUCCUACUUCUUCGUCAAAUAACCAGACCUCGUCUUCAUCAUCAUCACCUUCAUCAGCGACAGCAAAUCAUCAGAACCAGUCGUCGGCCAACCAUCACCACUACCACCACCACCAUCAUCAUCACCACGCCUCCACCGAAUCGUCCGCCCUCGCCACCUCCACCUCUCAACCUCCAUCAACCUCAUCCUCCUCUGCAACCCCCAUCCCGAUAUCCCGCACCUCCGGCGCUGACCGCCAGCGGCGGGGCAGUGACUCCUCCAGCGGCUCUGGCGGCUUCCGCGAUGCCCUCGGUCCGGAGAAGUGGUAUAUCGGUGGAAGGACCCCGGCUGGCGAAGAGCGGUUUUAUCGGUUGGGUAUGGUUACCAAGGGUGGGGGGAGGCUUGGGGGGAGUGGGAGGGUUGGGAGUAUUGAUCAGUUGAGUCUGUGA
Molecule: messenger RNA, 579 nt
Organism: Penicillium lagena
Lineage: Eukaryota; Fungi; Ascomycota; Eurotiomycetes; Eurotiales; Aspergillaceae
Exons: 1
Coding region: 1-579 (192 amino acids)
Source: RefSeq, a predicted model, not a curated record